Bursaphelenchus xylophilus (pine wood nematode) is the source of this 6702-nucleotide messenger RNA. NCBI's taxonomy places the organism in Eukaryota, Metazoa, Nematoda, Chromadorea, Rhabditida, Aphelenchoididae. The record is from the annotation of a GenBank genome assembly.
AUGGGUAAGGACUUCCUUUAUGUAUGUAGUUCCGAGCUGGAUGUGCCGCUUCGGAUACGGGUAGUUUCACUUUUCGGGCAUGUACAAAGAUCUGACACAUACUCCGGCGAAAUGUUUUUGAAAUUGACGGUGAGUUUGAGUAUUUAUUUGGCAAUUUAUGUUAUCCAUGAGAGAAAAAUCAAAGUUUUUAAGUUUUAAAAAAAUUUUUGAUGUUCUACUCUAAAUUUUUGAUAAGAAUGUGAUUCAUUAUAAAGAAUAUGUAUUUUCAGUUGUAUUGUAAUCAAAGAAAAGUCGGGAGAGAGGUGUGCACGGCCUACAAACCGGCUCCAACACAAGCCCCCAACAAUCGGGAACUGCAGCGAUGGAACGAAUGGAUCCAACUCCCAUUGACCUAUUCCGAGCUCUCCAGAGACGCCAUGCUACAUCUGACCCUGUGGGAUGUGGGCAACGAUGUGGAGCCUCAAUUUGUUGCGCAGGCCUCGAAAUAUUUGUUUAGUAAAAGAGGGGUCCUCAGAGAUGGGCAAUUUGAUGUGCGGCUGCAAAGUGAGUUGAGCCUGAGUGUGAAAGUGGUUAUAAAUGGGAGAAAGAAGGUUUGACGAGGCGAAGAGAGGAAUUUGAGGCCAAAAAUUUGUUUUAGAGACUACCGUUGACCUUAUACAUGAGGUCUUGAUCAAAGUUUUGAUAUUUUUUGCAAUUUUGUUGCUGAAAACGGCAAAAAAAUCGUAGAAACAGCUUUUCUAGAAUAUUUAGAGUGAUUUUGGAUAGUCUUGGACUAGUUUUUAAUCGGUUUAGAUAUGUUUUUAACAAUAGUUUUCUCAAAAAAAUUUUUCAAAAAAAAAUUUUUUUUUAAUAAAAUUAAAAUUUCCCCCCUGAAGUUGAGCCCUUCCAGAAGCCCAGCCCAAAGAACUCCCCGAGCCGAAGUUUGAUGAGCCCUCGGAUUCGAACAAACUCCCCAAAUCCAGUGGAAUUCGAGAGUACCUAAAAAAGGAGAAGAUGUACAAACAAAAUUAUAUCCAUCCAGUCGACUGGCUGGAUCAAGUCACCUUCAUCAAGCUGGAGCGAAUGAAAGAGGAUGUAAGAAAAGGAACCGGGGUGAUUGGGGAAAGGGAAGAUUGGGGGAAAAGACGAUUGGGGAAAAAGAAAAGUAUUAUUUUUCUUCGAUGAAAGCGUGAAAUUAGGAUAAUCGGUUGUGAUAAUUUUGAAAAUGACAUUCAUUUUUUUUUAUCUUUACUUUUUUCCUUGAGUAAUACUGUAAAGUAGUAUUUUUUUUAUUUUUCUUUUCAUAAAUAUUAUACUCGAUUUGGUUUUCGAUGGUGCUGCUUUCAAAUCAGAACAAAUGAAUAAGAUUUUCGAAAUCAGCACCAUCGAAAACCCCUAAAUCGAGUAUUUAUAAAAAAAAUUCAAAAAAUUACUACUUUACAAUACUACUUAAGGAAAAAAGUAAAAAUCAAAAAAAUGAAUGCCAUUUUCGAAAUCAGCACCCUUGAUUAUCCUAAUUUCACACUUGGGUCGAAGAAAAAUAAUAAUUUUCGGUUUCCCCAAUCGUCCAACUCCAAGUCUUAUAUUUUUACGCCUUAUCUUACACAUCAAAGUCCAUUUAAAAAAAAAAUUUUUUAGGCCAGAAUUGAAGACCGAUCCCUGUACAUAUCGCUGGAGAUGGCGACAAUUUACGGGCAUGACGACGUGACCCCAUAUCAAGUCGUAUUUUACGUACCCGACAUCCAAAACGAAAUGAUUGCGAUGAAGUCGAGCGGAAGACUUGACCCCGAAAUGGGAAUGGAGAAUCUCUGCGAAACCAAGCAUCACAUGCUGACGAGAAAUGCCCGAGCCGGCGACAUCGACAAGAGACUUCAGCCGAAUGCCGUCAUCAAGGAUAAUUUGGAGGCAAUUAUCAGGGUAAGGGGGGAUUUUUUUUUUUGGAAUUUUGAAAUUUUUGCCAUUUUUUGAAAUUUUUAGGAGGAUUUGGGGGUUUUGGUGACUUUGAAGGACAUUUUUAAGAAAUUUGAGGGUAUCUGUCUGAUUUUUCGGAGGAAAUUUUUGAAUUUUCGGAUUUUUGAAAAUUUGUAAAUUUUGAAAUUUUUCCAAAAAAAAUAAUCGAAUUCCAAAAUUUCCAGAUGCCAAGUUCCCAGCCAAUGACCAUGGAGGAGCGCGACACCAUCUGGAAGUUCCGCUUCUGGCUCAAAAGCAAUCCCCACGCCCUCACGAAGUUCGCCCGCUCCGUGAAUUGGAACGAGCGAUUGGAAGUGAAACAAGCCAUCGAAGUCCUCAGCGACUGGGCCCCAAUUGACGCUUGUGAUGCCCUCGAACUCCUUGGACCUUCAUUUACCCACCCGUUCGUACGAAGGUACGCCGUUUCGAGACUUCAAAACACACCACCUCAAAUUUUGCUACUGUACUUGCCACAAUUGGUCCAAUCCAUAAGAUACGAAGCGAAUGUGAAGAAUGAUGAGAUGAAAAAGUCAAAGGACAGCAUAGAAUGCGUAAAUGUAAGGGAGAAAUGGUUUGAAGGGGAAAAAUUUGGGAGUUGUGGAGAUUUUUAUAUUGUAGUAGGGGUUGAUGGAUGGAUGAUGUAAUUUAGUUAAAGUUUUAUAGAUUUUGAAGAAUUUAAGUGAUGGUUUAUGGAAAAUUAAGAAUCCUAGAGCAAGCUGAAACUUGUGAGAGGUAAAAUAAGUCUUGUUAUAACCUUCAUUUUAUCAUUUUUUCGAUUUUUCCCCCAAAAACAAGGUGCUUCCACAAAAAGCCAAAGUUUUGAUAAUUUUUUGCUCGAAAUGGUCAAUAAAAUUGAUGUUUAUAGGAAGACGGAGGCGCAGCGGACCCCAUGUACGUAUCAGACUCGCAAAUUAUCCCUGCCGAUCAGACCAACAGCGCGUUGGAACUUUUCCUUGGAAGGAAUGAAGACAUGACAACAUAUCUCCUAAAUCAGGCCUGCCAACACGCUGUAAUCGCUAAUUUCCUUUAUUGGUGAGUUGAUAGUUUAUUGGUGAUCCUUUCUGAAAUAUAAAAGCAGCUUUUUCAAUAGUUGCUUGAAGGUUUUGACCAAUAAUUUAUAUUAUUUCAGGUACUUGAAAGUGGAAAUUGAAGCCAACGAAACAACAGAUCCGUACAUGUCAAAUUAUUACGCUACGAUGCUGGAUAGACUCCUAAAUGCCCUACAAAAUGGAUCCUCGGUUGCCAGACACUCGCGCCAAAAUAUUUUGGGGCAGCGGACUUUCGUCGAAGUCCUGAAAUUGAUCUCCAAAGAAGUCCAAAGCGAAGGUGGAAACCGAGUGAAAAAGCUGGAGUUCUUGAAGAAACGGCUGGCAAAUUGUCCAGAACUCAUGGAUCUGAAAGGCCUACCGUUGCCAUUAGAUCCGGCAAUCCAGGCGAGUGAUUUUUAUAUUGUAGUAGACAUCUGAUAUUGAAGGCGAUUUUUUUGAUGGUAAUAGAAGAUUGUUGAUGUUUAUGGAGGUUUAGGCGGCUGGAUUUUUAAUAGCGAUGCUGUUUUUAUAGGUUUUACAUUGUUUUAGAAUAUUUUUUAUAUUAUGCUUGACACCAAAUUUAAGGUAAUUUUUUUGAGGUUAUUAAGUGUUAUUGAUGCUUUUGAGACCACUAGGGCCUAGAUAUUUUAUUCUGUAAAUUUGGCUGAAAGAUAUUUGUAUUUGACAUUGUUUUUCACAAUUUUUUAUAUUGCACUAGACAUUAAUCUAAGUUUUUAAAAAUUUUCAGGUGAAAAACGUCCAACCGGAAACCACGGUGCUAUUCUCGUCAAAACUCAUGCCCAUGCGUCUCACUUUCUCCACAGUGCGAGGAUUCUCACCGCCCUACGAAUGCGGCGAAGCCUAUAUGACAAUCUUCAAAAGAGGCGACGAUCUCAGACAAGACCAGCUGGUCCUCCAAAUGAUCCGACUCAUGGAUAAUUUGUGGAAAGAGGAAAAACUAGACCUAUGUUUAACUCCAUACGCCGUUCUGGCCACAUCGGUAUCGGAUGGAUUUGUUCAGUUUGUGAAAGCCACGCCCAUCGCUGACUUGAAGAAUAUUCAGGUAGGAAAGAGGUGGGAAUGGAAAAAAUAUGAUAAUUAAAAUGAGGUAGAGAGUGAAUGAAGGAAUGGAAAGGGAUGAUUUGGGAUAAAUAUGCGGUGAAAUUUGAUACACACCAAAAAUUUUGAUGUUUUUAGAAGUUUUUGGGGAAAAAAGGUGGAAAUGUAAAAAAAAUGGCUCUGAAUUGAACUGUUCGUUUAUCUGUAUUUCAUAUAGGCGGUAUAAAAAUAAUUGUGGUAUAUUGGAGAGUGCAGUAACAGAUGAAAAAAAUGAGAUUUUACUUUUUUUGUACCUAAUUUCGCAUAAAUUUGUGAUGCGCAUUACCGUGACGGACCUGGUGGCAAAAAACGUACCAUUUUGCAUCCGGGAAGCAUCAAAAAUAUGGCCAAAUGCCUCCCCCUCUGAAAGCGGUGUUUUUCACCUGUAGAGGGAAGCAUUUUGCCACAUUUUUGAUACUUCCCGGAUGUAAAAUGGUACUUUUUUGCCACUGGAUCAGGUCCCCCCACUGUAGUUUCGAUCGCAAAAACGUUUUUGAGUUAUGUUUCACGACGGUUUCAGGACACCCUCCGGCAAUACCGGCCAUCUGCAACCGGCCCAUAUGGAAUAGAAGCCGCUGUCAUGGAGAAUUACGUACGAUCCUGCGCCGGCUACUCCAUUAUCUGUUACAUCCUCGGAAUCGGCGACCGACACAUGCAUAAUUUACUGCUCCGAGAGAACGGCCGCAUGUUCCAUGUGGACUUUGGGUACAUUCUGGGCAGAGACCCCAAACCAAUGCCGCCGCCCAUGAAACUGACCACCGAAAUGAUCAAUUGCAUGGGAGGACAGGAGAGGUGAGAGAAGAUUUUGGGGAGGCUCACGUCAAAAAAGUGAAAAAACGAGGAAUCUCGGGAUCAUUGAUUUUUGACGAAAUGUCGCCGAAUUAUCGAGUCAAACAAGAAAACUUUCUCAGAGAAAACGUUUUUUCGAGAAAAAUAUUCUUUUGAAGAGAAAAAUAAUUCUUCCAACUCGAUAAUUCUGUGGCAAAAAUCAACGAUCCGAGAUUCCUUGUUUUUUUCAAUUUUAUGGAGGAUUCUUUUUUGACGUGGCAAACUGAAAUAAGUUAAAACAGUCCAUGAAUUGGUAAUUUGCCAAAAAAAGACGCGAACAAACGCUUUGUCGGGGAAGAAAUGGGGAAUUUUUGGGGCGAGAGAGUACGCUUUUGCGCGUCUUUUUUCUCUCUUUCUCUGCGAAAUCAAGACGAAGUGUAAAAAACCAAUAGCGAAGAGUCUAUUCGGGUCACCGGACUCCUCAGUUUGACGUGCGUGGGGCUAUGAUUGCCAUCGAAAAACGAUGAUUUUUAUAAAGUCUACGCACUUUUGAAAAAAGCGUAGUAGAAGGGAAUAGGGUAAAACACGACCGUUGAAUUUGAUUUUCGAAAUUGUACAGGGUGUACCAAAUUCGUAGCCCGAUUUGAAUUGGCUAUAACUUCUUUAAUUUUGGGCCAAAUUUUAAAAUUAUUUUUGGCGUCGCGACACUUGCGGGCAACCAUUUUGCGGGCAACCAGUUUGCGGGCAAAUUUUUUGCGGGCAACCACUUUGCGGGCAAAAUUUGGGGGUCACAUUUGCGGGCAGCUGAAACAUUUGCGGGCAGCUGAGACACUUGCGGGCAGCCUGGGACACUUGCGGGCAACCGACACUUACGGGCAGCCGACAUUUGCGGGCAACCGGCACCUGAGGGUUACAGGGUGGAGGUGGAAAUAUUACUGCGAUAUUUUGGAAAUUUGCCGACAUUUGCGGGCAGCCGACACUUGCGGGCAGCCGACAUUUGCGGGCAACAGGAAAAAACAAUCACACAGACUGUAUAGCAACUUUUGGAACUGUUGCCCGCAAAUGUCGGUUUCCCGCAAGUAUUGCCUGCCCGCAAAUGUCGGAAAACUUCCAAAAUAUCGAAGUAAUUUUUCCACCUCUACCUUGUUAUCAUCAAGUGCCGGUUGCCCGCAAAUGUCGGCUGCCCGCAAAUGUCGGCAAAUUUCCAAAAUAUCAUAGUAAUUUUUCCACGUUCACCCUGUAACCCUCAGGUGCCGGUUGCCCGCAAAUGUCGGCUUGUCCCAGGCUGCCCGCAAGUGUCGACCCUGCCCGCAAACGUCCCAGGCUGCCCGCAAAUGCCGGUGCUGGCCGCAAAUGUCGGCUGCCCGCAAAGUGGCUGUCCGCAAAAAAUUUGCCCGCAAACUGGUUGCCCGCAAAGUGGUUGCCCGCAAGUGUGCGCCCGCCUUAUUUUUUUCCCUGAAUCCUCAGAUAACCCCAUUUUGUAUGUAUAACAUAUUUGGUAUCAGAGUUUUUCGAUAUUCUACUUGGCAAAGAGCCGCGCCACUUAUUGCUCUCGAUUUCUUUACAGUUUUACCCAAAUUUUUAUUCCAGCGUCCAUUUCAAACAUUUCAUCGACUAUUGCACGACGGCUUUUUGCAUUAUCCGCCGCCACGCCAACCUGAUUAUCAACUUGUUCUCCCUCAUGCUGGAUGCGGGUAUCCCGGACGUAACGGUGGAAAAAGACAAGGCCGUGCAAACAAUUCUAGAGCGAUUCCAUCUCCAACUCACCGAUGAAGAGGCGUACAAAGAGAUUACGAGGAUAAUUCAUUCAAGUUUGUCGGCUAAAAUACCUAUCAUUGCUGACUUUGUGCAUGAUGUAAAGCAGUACAUUGUCAACUAG